Armigeres subalbatus is the source of this 892-nucleotide messenger RNA. Its product is annotated as 26S proteasome non-ATPase regulatory subunit 9. Gene Ontology annotation, biological process: proteasome regulatory particle assembly. Lineage: Eukaryota; Metazoa; Arthropoda; Insecta; Diptera; Culicidae. The transcript is spliced from 2 exons. Gene Ontology annotation, molecular function: protein binding. Gene Ontology annotation, cellular component: nucleus; cytoplasm. The record is from RefSeq and is a predicted model, not a curated record. Bases 127 to 810 code for a protein of 227 amino acids.
UCUCUGCUACUGCUACAGGCUACAGUAAGCUGUCAAUUUGUUUUUACAUCAACAAAACAAAAUUUCACAAAUUUUACGCUAGCGUUUAAUUUUGGUGAUUUUCAAUCCUGCAUCCAAAUCCUCAUUAUGGUUGUUCCGUUGGAAACAUCCCGGGACGCGGUCCUGGAAUUGAUGACGCAGAAGAAUGCCAUCGAACAAAAAAUCGCAGAACAGGGUAAAAUUCUCGAAGUGAAUCGAGUGGGAAUGACCGACCCACUGGUGGAUGAUUCUGGUUUUCCGCGAAACGACAUCGACGUUUACCAGGUGCGACAGGCUCGGCAUAAGAUAAUUUGUCUCCAGAAUGAUCUGAAGGCACUGAUGAAACGGAUCGAGCAGGGACUGCACACGGUUCACGCCCAGACGUCCUCUCAACGGCAGGAGCAUCUUACCUCGACCAAACUGCAGGCGUUAGAGCUCGAAGAAGAUGGCGAAAACGGUUCGGCGUCGGGACUGCGGCAUUCGAUGCGAGCGAUUCGAUCUCAGCCGGUGAAACCGAUCGCCAAGGUCAAUGUGGUUAGCGAAGGGUCCCCGGCAGAGGACGCUGGCAUCGCACUGCGAGACGAAAUCGUGGAGUUUGGAACGAUCAAUGCAGGCAAUUUCCGAGAUUUGUCGCAGAUUGGGGCCGUGGUACGAAGUUGCGAAAACAGGAUUGUUCCGGUUAAGGUUCGCCGCGAUGGGAAGCUGAUAGAGCUGUCGCUCACGCCCAAGAGUUGGAGCGGACGGGGCUUGCUCGGUUGCAAUAUCGUACCGAUCGAUUCCGCUCAACGUUAAGGAAGCGUUCGGUUGUUUAUUUUUAUUUUAUAUGAAAUUGGAAACACACAAGCUUGAGUUCACGAUAUAAUCGUUAGCUUUA